Venustampulla echinocandica is the source of this 2412-nucleotide messenger RNA. RefSeq lists its product as uncharacterized. The record is from RefSeq and is a predicted model, not a curated record. Gene Ontology annotation, cellular component: nucleus. Gene Ontology annotation, biological process: regulation of transcription by RNA polymerase II. The coding region runs from base 1 to 2412 and encodes 803 amino acids. NCBI's taxonomy places the organism in Eukaryota, Fungi, Ascomycota, Leotiomycetes, Helotiales, Pleuroascaceae. The transcript has 3 exons. Gene Ontology annotation, molecular function: RNA polymerase II cis-regulatory region sequence-specific DNA binding; DNA-binding transcription activator activity, RNA polymerase II-specific.
AUGUUUCGCAAUCGAACGUCCUCCCAAAAACCUGGCGAUGAAUUUAUCGCAAAUUUCCGCCAAACCUUCCCAGAAGUCUCCGUUGCGGCCGCUUCCGCCUCCUCGACCGCUGGGAAUCCAGCACCUGGUGCCGCAGUCUCCUCAGACCGGCUCCCCGACCUUGGCGAUGACGAUUUGAAAGAUCUCGAUCCUACUCCCAGGGCGCAAAACGAGCCAUGGCGUUUUACACCUUCUCUGCUGGACCCGAAUUCAUUCGCUUUCGCCUCUUUUGCAAACCAACCGCCUGGAUACUACACCCCCGGGCCAAAUUCGUUGUAUCAUAACCAAGCUGGAGACCUGCAUACUCCAGGAAUGGGAAUGGGAAUGAGCCUUGGAACUCCUCUGUCGAUACCCACUUCGGCGGAUGCCGUACAUACAAGCACCAUGAUGGACGUUUCUGGUUUCGGCCAUACCCUCCCUCCCCAAUUCCAUAAUUAUUACCCAUUUGGUCACCCACAGCCGCAAUCACAGCCGCAACCGCCAGCACAACCAACUUUUGCCCCUUCCUCGUUUGUACAUCAAGACACCGGCUAUGAGACGAUGGAGCAGGAAAGGUCGCCAAUGGCUAAUGGUGGGCGGAUGGAUUGUAUGGAUGCUAGCUCUCAACAGCACUCUCCAGUUAUGGCAUAUCGGCCGGCGCCGCAGGACGUGGCGAUGACUAGUGCUAUGCCCCCAUCGGCUGAGAAGUUUCGUUUCCAUGUGACAUUGAACGCUCCAACGGCAAUGAUCAAGCAUGUAGAGGAGAUUCCACUCACUUAUCUUAACAAGGGUCAAGCUUAUUCAAUUUCGAUCAUUGACACUGCCCCUCCAGUGCCACUGUUGCCUGGGACGAAAUAUCGAACAUUUAUCCGGGUAUCUUUUGAAGAUGAGCAACAGCGUCAGAGACCUGCGACAUGCUGGCAGCUAUGGAAGGAGGGACGAGGGACGAACGAGGCGCAUCAGCGAGGAGGUAAACUUCAAGCAGUCGAAUAUGUGGAAGCAAACCAACCUGUCGAAACCGACGACAGGAGGACCCGAUCAGAGCUUGAUACUGCAUCCUUUGAUGGUUUCUCAGUCAUUUGGACGCCUGGCAUGAAUGGAUCAGCAGAAUGCAAUGUUGCUGUUCGUUUCAACUUUCUCUCGACGGAUUUCAGCCAUUCGAAAGGUGUAAAGGGAAUUCCAGUUCGGCUCUGUGCCAAAACCGAGACGAUAACGACCGGAUCGCCGCACUCCAGUGCCGAGUUUUCAGAAGUUUCCUAUUGCAAAGUCAAGCUCUUCAGAGAUCAUGGGGCGGAACGGAAACUAUCAAACGAUAUCGCACAUGUAAAGAAGACGAUCGAGAAGCUUAAGCAGCAGAUUGCUCAGGCCGAGACUGGCAUGAUAGAUUUUGGGAAGAGGAAGAGGACAGGCUCAAGCACGACCAAUGCUCAGCACAGCCACCGACCUGGCAAAGUUCAGAAACAUAAACGGACGUGGUCAAUGUCGUCUGCCUCGUCCGCUGGAGGACCCCGCGUGCCCAUCGAAGAAGAUAUGCACUAUAAGCUUCAGACGAUGCAAGACAUGUUUACAAGCACGAGACCGGUCAGCAUUCUCUACCUUCGUGGCGAAGUGCAAGACGACCCAGAUCUUCAUCCUGUAGCUUUGCCUGGCGAGCCUCUUGAUCUCACGAAAGUGGAUUCGAGAACAACUACUAUUUGGCAACAGCGAAGCAGUGAUCACAGUUCUACAACCGGAGGUUCCUCACUCGUCUCUCCAUCUCCAAGCUCGAUAUCUUUGCACUCCCAAGCUCGCAGUGGCACUUCAAUGCCUAACGCGCCCGGUCACUGGCCCGAAUUCCAAUCCUUAGCUCCAACUGAUAUCACCUCCUCGAAUCCUCAACAACUCGCAAGCCCUCCUGAUCAGAUCACUAAGGUGCCCAGAACUGAUGAUGCUGGAAGUUUGAGCGGCUGGAUUGAGGCUUUGGGAGUGGACUCGGCAUACAAGCCGCCCAUCGCAGACCGUCUAUUAAAGCCAGUGGCUUGCUUCUUCGUUCGCCGCCGCGACCCGUCUCAACCCGACAGGCAUGAUUAUUACAAAGCCAUAUAUCUCAAGCAGCGGACUCUAAGAGACUUUGCGAGUGGCAUAACUGCCAAAUGGAAUCUAGACCCUAGUAAACUCGUCCGCGUUCUACAUGUCCUUGACCGAGGACUAGAAGUGGAAAUCGAUGAUGAUGUCAUAGGGGAGCUUUCUGAGGGACAAGACCUUAUCAUGGAGAUUACCGAAGUCAAAAAUCCAACUGAGCCGGUGAAGCGUGAAUGGGAAAUAUCACUCGAUGUCACCGUUGACAGCGAUCAUUCUACAAGCACCGAGAAUGUCAUCCAAACCGAGGCAUAUGAAAUCCGCCUCAUGUUCUAA